GGUUAAAAAAAAAAAUCCUUAAAUCAAGUGUACAUAAGCUCCAGCCGGUCUGCUUACGGAACAUGGUCGGGUCACUAGUUUCAGAAGAAGCUAAGUACACGAUAGGAUAUACACCCAGUUUGACGUGAUGUAAAAGAAAAGCACCCUAAAACAUGUUAGAUCAAGAAUCAAAGAUGGAUUAAAGCAAUUGUAAAAAUAUUUGAGUGGGUGUAGAGUGUGUAGUAGUGGGUGUAGAGUGUGUAGUAGUGGGUGUUCUCAGCCUCAGGAGGAAGUAGCGACGCCGUGCAGACGAAACACUUUUGUUUAUAUGAGUGAUAAGACACACUAACGCCUACGAUAUUUUUACACCAAAUACCUAGUUUUUUAAAGAAUACUGGGCAUGCACUGGCUCCUGAAUAGAGUGGAACCAUCUCCUGUGUGGUCAAGUCUGGCCUUGAAUGAGCUCACACUCGGUGCCGUCACAGCGCUCUCUGGCAGAUUGUUCAUAAUUUUCGCUCCAAAAAAAUUUACCCUCACAGUUUUCUGGACUUAAGGCUUCUUCAAUCUUGAGCCUUGACCACUUGUGGAGAGAACGUCCUCCAGCUUCAGGUGUAACAUAACGAAAAAUGGAAGACAUAGAAGAUUUAGUACGUGAAGAUGCUGAUAUCGUAGCUCCCCGCUCACGUAACUCAGUGAUGCCAAGAGUAAGGCGACGAAAGAUAACUCCUACUGAAGAGGUGAGGGAGGAGCCUGUAUGUUCCAGCAUCAUCCCGGGGACCCAGAAAGUCUACCUUAAGACGUGGGGCUGUGCACACAACAGCUCAGACAGCGAGUACAUGGCUGGCCAGCUGGCAGCUUAUGGAUACAGAAUUGUUGAUGAAAAGUUAGAAGCUGAUGUUUGGUUACUGAACAGCUGUACAGUGAAGAAUCCAGCCGAGGACCACUUUCGUAAUGAGAUAAAAGCAGGAAGAGAAGCUGGCAAAAAGGUGGUCGUAGCGGGAUGUGUUCCUCAGGCUGCCCCACGUUCUGAAUUUAUUCAAGGUCUGAGCAUCGUAGGAGUACAACAAAUUGAUCGUGUUGUAGAAGUAGUGGAAGAGACCUUGAAGGGUAAUUCUGUAAGACUGCUUGGUCAGAAGAAGGAGUCUGGCAAGAAACAGGGAGGAGCUUCACUUCUAUUACCUAAAGUGAGAAGAAAUCCACUUAUUGAAAUUAUAUCCAUCAACACCGGGUGCCUGAAUCAGUGCUCUUAUUGUAAAACAAAACAUGCACGUGGCCAACUGGGGUCAUACUCAAUAGAGGAGGUAGUGGCUAGAGCUAAGCAGUCAUUUAGUGAAGGUGUAUGUGAAGUGUGGCUCACUUCAGAGGACACAGGAGCAUAUGGACAAGAUAUUGGAGUCUCACUACCUGAGCUGCUCUGGCAACUUGUGGAAGUCAUACCUGAAGGCUGUAGGUUAAGAUUGGGUAUGACAAACCCACCUUAUAUUUUGGAUCACUUAGAGGAAAUAGCCAAGAUUAUGCAGCAUCCUCGUGUCUAUGCCUUUUUACACGUACCCGUCCAGUCUGGGAAUGAUGGUGUUUUAGGAGACAUGAAGAGAGAAUACACAAUUGCUGAUUUUUGUAGAGUUGUUAACUUCUUGAGGGGAAGGGUGCCAGGUAUCACAGUGGCCACAGAUAUUAUCUGUGGCUUUCCAACAGAAACUGAAGAAGAUUUUCAAGAUACAAUCAAACUGUGUAGCAAGUACAAAUUCCCAUCACUUUUCAUUAACCAGUUCUACCCUCGACCAGGUACUCCUGCAGCAAAAAUGCAAAGAGUACCAACGAAAGAGGUGAAAAAUCGCACAAGACGAUUAACAGAAGUGUUUCAGUCCUACCGUCCUUAUGAUCAUAAAUUAGGGGAAAAACAGACAGUUCUAGUCACUGAGGAGGCUCAUGACAAGGAACAUUGGGUUGGACACAAUAAAUUUUAUGAACAGGUGCUGGUCCCCAAAAAUGAAGAUUUUUUGGGAAAAUUAGUUGAAGUGGAGAUUAUUGAAACGGGGAAGCACUACAUGCGUGGACGACCUGUUGAAAUGUCUAAACCCAUCUCCCCAGCCAUGACUGAUUCCCUGCCCAAGGGUGAAGUCUCUGGUUUACUGAACACUCAAGAUAUAAUAGAACCCAGUAAGAGAAACCAACUGAAGGAAGAUUUGGCCAAGCAGGAGCGAUACAUUAUUCUAAGCUUUAUAUUGCUCAUAUCGGCCCUCUUAGUCAAACUUGCGUGGGUGUGUUUUAAAAUGUUGAAUGAAAAUAUGAUUGAUUAAAGUUUUGUAAUUUUG
Messenger RNA from Homarus americanus (American lobster), 2294 nucleotides. Its product is annotated as threonylcarbamoyladenosine tRNA methylthiotransferase-like. The record is from RefSeq and is a predicted model, not a curated record. The transcript is spliced from 12 exons. Bases 606 to 2279 code for a protein of 557 amino acids. Gene Ontology annotation, cellular component: endoplasmic reticulum. Gene Ontology annotation, biological process: tRNA methylthiolation. NCBI's taxonomy places the organism in Eukaryota, Metazoa, Arthropoda, Malacostraca, Decapoda, Nephropidae. Gene Ontology annotation, molecular function: 4 iron, 4 sulfur cluster binding; tRNA (N(6)-L-threonylcarbamoyladenosine(37)-C(2))-methylthiotransferase activity.